Thermothielavioides terrestris NRRL 8126 is the source of this 5242-nucleotide messenger RNA. RefSeq lists its product as uncharacterized. Bases 126 to 5210 code for a protein of 1694 amino acids. NCBI's taxonomy places the organism in Eukaryota, Fungi, Ascomycota, Sordariomycetes, Sordariales, Chaetomiaceae. The record is from RefSeq and is a predicted model, not a curated record. The transcript has 2 exons.
GACUCCGAUUUCAUUCUGUCUUCUCUUGCGCCGAGUCGCCGAGCGAACCUUCAUCCUUCGGACCUGCCGACCUGACCUGGCGGGCCUGACCUGCCGUACAUAGAGGUACACACAGCACUCGCAUCAUGGAUUAUGCGCGCUUGCGCGCUGCCGCCCUCAGCGGCGAGGAUGAAGAAGCGGUUACCGUCGAUACCCGGGCGCUCAUUGACAAGGUCUUGGCUCGGUACUCCGGAGAGUGGACGACCCUGAGGGAGCUUAUUCAGAAUGCCGCAGAUGCCCAGGCGACCACAGUAAGGGUCAAGUGGGAGACGCUGCCUUCAACCCAAGUCCCGCUUCCCGCGACCACCAGCCGUUCCGAGCUCAUCAAGCAUGUCAUUUCCCACCACACCCUGCGGCGGCUUGUCGUCCAGAACAAUGGCCAGCCCUUCAGCCAGACAGACUGGGCCAGACUGAAGAAAAUUGCCGAGGGCAAUCCGGACGAGACAAAAAUCGGCGCAUUUGGUGUUGGGUUCUACAGCGUCUUUGCCGACUGCGAAGAGCCUUUUGUCAGCUCCGGUAACGAGGCCAUGGCCUUCUACUGGAAGGGAAAUGCCUUGUUCACAAGGAAAGUGACUCUUCCGCCGGACGAGGGAAGCCCAGAUACCACAUUUGUUCUCGACUACAGGAGUACCACAACGCCGGUCCCGAACCUGUUGUCUGUCAGUCAAUUUCUUUGUACCAGCCUGACUUUUGUCGCUCUUGAGAGCAUUGAGUUCUGGAUCGACGACUGGAAGAUCCUGGCGCUGCACAAGAAAUCGUCCCCCAGCCUGAGCGUCCCCAUUCCGCGAGACCUGGAGACGAGGACCAAGGAGGGGCUGAUGAAGCUUGCCACAGCGGACCGCACCAGCACGCAGAUAGAUGCCGCAUUCAUGAGCGUCGUUGGCUGGAAGCCACAGACCGCCGCAGCUGCAAAGUCUGCCGAGUCAUCGUACUAUAGCUCGGAGCUACCUUCGUUGAAGAAGUUCUUCUCGAGACUGACUUCGGGCUCGUCCCAUUCUGGGCCUCGCGGCAGGGCGGCCAAAGAAGAGAAGGCGGCUCGGGAGGCAAUAGCGGAAGACCUCACCGCGACUUCGACCUCAUCCAUCUUCCUUCGCGUGACCUCGGCGCACAUUGCCACACACGUCUCCUCUUCCUUCGCUGCUGAGUUGGAGCGGGCUACCAAGAAGCCCCCGCCAAAAAUGACGAAGAUCUCCAUCUUAACCUCUUCCUACGACGAAACCGUCGCCUCGGAGACAUCCUCGUCAAGCCAGGCCGCGAAGAUAGCAGAUGUUUUUGCCUCCGUGCUGCCAAGCAAGAAGCCCGGGGGCCGUAUCUUUAUCGGCUUUCCAACAACACAAACGACCGGCGCCGGGAUGCACAUCUCUGCUCCCUCAGUCAUCCCCACGGUCGAACGCGAGGCCAUCGAUUUGAACGCCCGCUGGGUGCGCACUUGGAACAUGGAGAUGCUUCGAGCCGCCGGUAUCAUGUCCCGACUUGCUUUCACCAACGAAAUGACGGACUUGAAUGACAAACUCGAGAGAAUGUCCCAGUCUGGCACCAAGAAGGGAUCGACCAUCUCGUUAGACGAUGUGCGGAACUGCAUUCCCGAGGCCUUGCAUAUCUUGAAGACGUAUACCUUCCAAGACUCGACGCCGAGUGCGCACGUGGCUCAGAUCAUUGAAGAAGCCUUCUGGACGGCCUACAAACGCCCGUCCAUCGAGGUGUUCUCCUCCAGGGGCGUGUUGCCGACAACGAAGGUGCGGAUCUCGUCGGAUGAGAUCGCCAAAUUCGUCGGAGGGAUUCCGGUUGUUCUGAAGGAGAUGAAGGAGGAUCCUUUCAUCAAGAAGUUGAUCGACUUCGCGUUGAUCAAAGACAUAACAGUCGACGACAUCUGGCAGGAACUUGGUGCCAAGGCGCUGGAUAAGGACCAGCUUCACCACUUCCUUCAGUGGAUCACCAGGGGAGCUUUCGACGGAGAGCUUGACCGCCCGAGCGUUCAGCGGCUAUUGGAUGUUGCGGUUGCCACCAUAACGGAUGGCGGCGAUUCAGGCGGUAUCAUUGCCCUGGGGACGAUCAAGAAUUACCUAACAAACAAGAUCCCGGCGACACUCCCAAUCCCACCCACCACCCUCCCGAUAGCGUUCACGGCCGGCAUCCCUGAGGCCCGAUUGCAGGCUCUGGGCUGGGAUCCUUUGGGCAUUGUGCCCUGGCUUAGGUUCCUGAUCGAGUCUGCGCCAGGGAGAGCGGACGAGCAGAAUCUUACAAAAUCGGACAAGUUUGCGCUUCAGGUCCUGACGGUUCUCUCAAAGAAUUGGGACAAUCUGAGUGCAAGCUCCAAGACAUCGGUGGUAUCGGCACUGCAGAAUGUCACCAUUAUGCCAACCAAGGCGGGCAUGAAGAAGCCGGGCGAGUCCUUCUUCCCCUCCGUCAAACUGUUCGACGAUUUGCCGACUCUCGAGGGCUGUGCAAACCUGAAGGACAAGUUCCUGACCGCCUUGGGUGUCCGAAAGACUGUUGAUCUGGAGACCAUCUUUACCAGGCUGCUGAGCCCGUCUCCCGCUGCUGGUGACGGCGUGCGUGCGAAAUGGAGUCAUGUCGAGUUGAUCAAGUAUCUCGCUUCGGUCAAGGACGAUAUUCCGGCUGCCGACAUGAAGAAGCUCCGGGAAUCACCACUAUGCCCUGCCGAGGCCGGUUCUCGCGGGAUGGAGCCCACGAAAGGCACAACGCGCUUAUACAGGGUCUCGGAACUCUACGAGCCCAAGGACUCAUUGCGGGUCUUGGGGUUGCCCAUCCUCCAGUGGCCGGGGCCACCAGGGAGUUUCAGGAACACGAGCGCGGAGGCUCGAUUCCUUUUCGGCCUCGGUCUACGGCCGUAUCCGUCGGUGCCGGAACUUGUUGACAUGAUGGCUUCGCCGGACGACAACCUCCGAAAGAAUGCGAUGUCCUAUUUCAUUGCCAACCAUCACCUCAACGGAUACUCGUCCUUCGACUUGUCAACAACCGACAAGGCUAUUCUUCCGAUUGAAGGCGACGAGAAACAACUCGUCCGGCCAUCUGCCUGCUACACGGACGAGAGGGCGUCCGUGCUUGGAUACAACAUUCUCAGGAGAGACUUGCACCAGCAUGCUCUCAAGUUCGGCGUUGCCCGCGAUCCCCCGAUUUCGGGGUGCGUGGCGCGGCUUGUUGCGAGGCCGCCUCCCGACCGCAACCAGGCGGUCACCCUGUUUGGGUAUUUCUCUACUCGCCUGAGCGACCUGGACCACAACAACCUGGUCAAGCUGCGGGAUGCGGCGAUCGUCCCUGUCGUGAGAACGCAGGAUCGUCGACCCGCGACCAAUGAGAAGUCCGGGUCGCAGCUGGUUCACGUCCGGCCUCCUCAUUGCUAUCUGGGAAGCUCGUCAACCUAUAAGGACAUUUUCGACUUUGUCGACUUUGGGCCCGACGCAAACACCUUCUUAUUCAAGUGUGGCGCGAAGAGCGAGCCCACAAAGCACGAGAUUGCUCAGCUAGCCUGCAGUGAGCCGGCGCGGCUGCUGAGCACCUUGCAGAGUCCGGAAAAGUACCUCAAUCUCCUCAAGUCGAUCGCCGAAGACAUCGUGACCCUUAAGAGGGAUAAAGAGCUCUUCAAGAAGAUGAGGACAUCGGCCUGGCUGCUUGGUUCCCGGGAAUUGUCCUCGGGGAAGAACAAGGAAUCAGAGUCAAUCGAGGAGGAUGAGGCACCCAUCAAGCACUAUCAGCUCGCAAGCGCUGAAGACAUUGUGGUGCUUGACGAUUACAUCAGUUACCGGCUGUUCAAGGAAGCGCUACUGUGCGCUCCCGAGGACGACUUGCUUGAGGCCUUCUACAUGAGCCUCGGGUCCCACACGCUAGGCAGCAGGGUGAAGGAGGAUCUGUGGGUAGGACAUCGCACCGCGAACCAAGAUGGCGCCGAAUGGUUGCGCAAGCACGUCCUCGAGCGCUCGAAGCUCUUCUUGCACGAGUACUCCAAGGACAAGAGGGACUCGGUCAAGCAUGACACGCGGUGGCUCGAGAAGAACUUGCAAGUCGUGUCGGUAAGCUCGUUGGGCCUGCGGCGGUCUCUCAAGGGGCACGCCAAGUCGCACCAAGAGAAGCGGUCGGCGGCCAGCUCCAACACAGCCAACGGAUGGACCCUGUACGUCGCCGCUGAGGGCAAGCCCGAUAUGUACCAAGUCGGGCAGGCCAUCUGCCAGCUCCUGCUGAACCGCCCCAACCAGCAUGCGUACUUUUUCUUCGAGCCGUUUUUGAAGCUCGGCUUGCUCGACUUGCGAGCGCGCGGCUACAACGUGGAUCGCAUCCUGCGGGCUAAGGCGGCCGAGGCGCGGCUCGCCGAAGAGGAGCGGCGUAAGGCGCUGGAAGCGGAGCAGCGGAAGAUCCAGGAGCUGGAGAGGCAGUGGGCGGCACAGACGAGCGCAGCAGACGUGCAAACGCCCGAACGGGAUCGUGUGCGCAUGCCCGGCGGCUUUGACGACUCACCAGGGAGCGAGCCACCCGCGUCUCCCCCACCGCAACAGCGGCAACGUCCCAAGAGGGGCGGCGGGGGUCUCUUCUCGACCCUCUCCCGCCGCCUCGGUUUCGACACAAGCGAGGACUCCCUGGCCGCACCACCGUCCGAAAUCGACCAAUUCCUCCCCGCUCCCGAACAACCCACAUCCCAACCCACGGGCGGCAAACCCGCCGCGGGCGCCGUCGACGACGGCCGCGUCACCUCACCGGCCGCAGUCCAACAGAACCUGCUCAACGCGAUCAAGUCGACGCGCGCACACGACUCGGCCACGCUCUUCUCCCCGCCGCAGCAGACCGAGGUGAAGGAGCAGGCGACCUACUGCGACGCGACGCCGGCGCAGAACAUCACCUUCGCGGCCGAGGCGCCGCGCGGCAUGCGCGUGUUCACGGCUAAGGACCUGUCGGUCGCGCCGGGCCAGUUCGUGGCCGCGCACGUGCGGGGCAUCGCCGCGUUCGAGGCGCUGCUGAGGGACGUCGGCGACGUGUACGGCCUCGGCGCGAAGGCGCUGCAUAUCUUUUACGACGAGAAGGGCGGCACGAUCGCGUUCAAUAGCGGCGGGAGUGUGUUUUGUAACCUGCGGUUUUUCGAGCAGUUGCAUUUGAGGGGAGUUGCGGAAGGCGCCGCCGGCCCGGAGGCGAGGGUGGAGGCGGUGACUUGGUGGUGGUGAGGUCGUCGUUGCCCACGAGCUGGCGCACAACC